Prunus avium (sweet cherry) is the source of this 851-nucleotide messenger RNA. NCBI's taxonomy places the organism in Eukaryota, Viridiplantae, Streptophyta, Magnoliopsida, Rosales, Rosaceae. The record is from RefSeq and is a predicted model, not a curated record.
ACCCUAGCUCUUGGUCUUGGGCAUCAGAUCGGAGCGCUCUGUCUCCCUCCUCCCUCCCUCUUUCUGUGUGUCUCAUAAAACCCCAGCAGCUUCCCCCCUCUUUUGCAUCGAAUCGAUGGGCAGUAUUGCGGGCGAUCUUCGUUUCCGUUAUGAAGGUAGUAUGAUGCAUUUGACGCCUUUCCCUGUCUUAUUGGGCAUUCCGUUGGAGAUCGAAUACGUUAGUGAUAUGGAGAGCAAAGCAAAGUACAUAUUAUUGUGUGGGAAUCAGAGUGGUUUCAUUGAAUUGGCCAAGGAUAAGGUUGACGAUACGUUUUCUUGUAUCCUUGUGCACACAGAAGAGCCCGCCACGUACUGGGCGGUCGACUUUGUAAAGAAGAUGAAGGAGGAUUUGGGUCUCCCAGUGUUAGCUGUCGGGGACAGUAGUCCACUUGCGGUGAAGAGUUUUUCUCAUUUCGUAGCAGGAGGAUGCGAUAUAAAGUGGUUGGGACUCCGACCUAGUGAUCUGGAGAGCACUGGUUUGUCUGAAGGGUGUAUGCUGGUCAUGAGGAAGGCUGAUCUUGAGCUAGCGCAACAUCUGUUGGAAGAAGAUAUCGUCAAGGAGAAGCCGGAAUGGGUUAAGGAGCUAAAGAUAAUGGUCAACACCCAGCGCAAGGUAGAAAUUGAGGCAUUGUUCUCUAUUGCGUGUUAUUACAUACAUAUGUGUGUGUAUGUCAUUAACUGAUGGGACUCCUUCAUGAAAUGCAAGCCUAAACUCAUUAGGUUCUAGUGUUUUUCAUUAGUUUCCAUUCAAAUAACUUCACGUAUUUCUUCUCUGGAUGAUUAUUACAUACAUAUUGGUGCUUCCAUGAAUC